CACCUGCUCCUAUCAUAUCGGAAGAAGAAGAAGAAGAAUCCAUCAUCAUGUCCAAGGGAGAGGAAGUGAAGCUUCUGGGUGUAUGGGCGAGUCCGUUUGUGAUGAGGGCUCGCAUUGCUCUGAAUAUAAAGUCAGUGAGCUAUGAGUUCCUUGAAGAGAAUUUGGGAUCGAAGAGCCAGCUUUUGCUCCAGUCCAAUCCUGUUCACAAGAAAGUCCCAGUUCUGAUUCAUGCAGAUAAGCCCGUGUGUGAGUCUCUGAUUAUUGUUGAGUACGUCGACCAACUCUGGUCUUCUGCUCCUUCUAUUCUUCCCUCUCAUCCACACGAUCGUGCCACUGCUCGUUUCUGGGCUGCCUAUCUUGACGACAAGUGGUACCCUACCUUGAAAAGCAUUGCUGGAGCGAAAGGUGAGCAAGAGAGGAAGGUUCGGGUGCAGCAGGUGGAAGAAGGAAUAGCGUUACUAGAGGAUGCAUACAAGAAGAUCAGCAAAGGCAAGACCUUCUUCGGCGGCGACCAUAUCGGAUACCUUGAUAUUGCAAUCGGAUGCUUCUUAGGGUGGCUCCGGGUGACGGAGACGGUCGCCGGCACAGCGUUGAUCGACGAGGACAAGACACCGGGGCUAGCCAAAUGGGCUGAAAGGUUUUGUGAAGAUGAUGCAGUUAAACCUGUCAUGCCAGACACAAAGAAGCUUCUUGAGUUCUUUUAUGUUCUUCGCGCAAGAUUUGGGGGUUCUGCUUGAUUCCUAUUAUAUUUUGCUUUGGGUAUAUUAUUGGAAAUGUUGAAAAUAACGUAUGAGAACAAUUUUAAUUAGUUGAGUGAGUUUGAGUUGCCUUAGCUUUAUGCAUGUGUGUUAGGUAGGGAAAGUUUAGGCUCACCUAACCCUUUUGACGAACUGUAUUGGGGUUUGUUCAUCUCAAGUUUAUUAACAUCCUCGAAGGAAGGGCCGAUUGUUCUUAAUUAUUUGUUCAUCACCCUUAACUAUUUCAAUCGCUGCAUGAGUAAGAUGUAUGUUGGCUGUUCAUGAAUAAUGAACAUGUUUCCAUUGUCAUCUCUCUUGUUAGUUCACUACCCUUUCAUCGU
Molecule: messenger RNA, 1078 nt
Organism: Prosopis cineraria
Lineage: Eukaryota; Viridiplantae; Streptophyta; Magnoliopsida; Fabales; Fabaceae
Product: glutathione S-transferase U17-like
Exons: 2
Coding region: 48-737 (229 amino acids)
Biological process (GO): glutathione metabolic process
Cellular component (GO): cytoplasm
Molecular function (GO): glutathione transferase activity
Source: RefSeq, a predicted model, not a curated record